AAUAUUCGUGGGCUGGGGAACAGCACCAAAAGAAGAGAGUUGAGGAAGAUGAUUAACAAUGAGCACACCAAUCUCCUGUUGAUUCAAGAAACAAAAGUCGAGUCUGUUGAUAAGAAUUUUUGUAGGACAAUCUGGGGAUCAGAUGAAUUUGACUGGCAUGCAAAGAGCUCAGAGGGUAGAUCUGGUGGUCUUCUCUGUAUUUGGGACACAAAUUUAUUUGAAAAAAUUGAAGUAUUUGAAGGCGAUGGGUUUGUGGGUGUAGUGGGCUUAUGGUGUGUUAAUAAAGUUAGGUGUGGCUUCCUGAAUGUAUACGGACCUUGCAAUGUUGUUGCUCGAGCCAAGCUGUGGAAUGAUAUCACCAGCCAAAUCAAGAAUCGAAAUUGUAUUUUCUGCAUUGGGGGUGAUUUCAACUGUGUUAGAGGAGGGCAUGAAAGAAAAGAAAAUUUCCAUGAGAUAUGGGGUAAUUGCGUUCAGCUUGCUAUGAAAAGAAGUAUCAGUGACCACUGCCCUAUUAGCCUUAACUCAAGCAACUUUGACUGGGGUCCUAAACCUUUUAGAUCAAUUGAUAGCUGGACUUCUCACCCUGGUUUUAGUCAAAUGAUUGAGAAGUCAUGGAACUCUUUCCAUGACCUAACGGAGGAUGAUAUGCUCAAAAGAAAGGAGGGCUUUGCAGAUCUUUGGCAAUGCUUGAGGAAAAAAGAAGGUUUAUGGAGGCAAAAAUCUAGAGCUACUUGGGUUAAAGAAGGGGACGCAAAUACCAGUUUUUUUCACAAAACUAUUAAUGGAAGAAGGAAAAAGAAUAUGCUCCAUGGAAUUAGAUUUCAGGGAACCUGGAUUGAUGAUCCUGCACAAGUAAAGAAGAUUGUAAGGGACCAUUUCUCAAGCCAGUUCUCUUCUCAGCCCGAAUUACGACCAUCGUUACAGCACCUUCAGUUUUAUAAAUUAUCUGACAUGGAUAGAGAGAUGCUUGAGGCAGAAUUUACUAUUGAGGAAAUCAGAGAAGCAGUCUCUUCUUGUGCUAGCGAUAAAGCUCUAGGGCUUGAUGGGUUCAAUUUUCACUUCAUCAAGUCAAUUUGGGAAACAAUUGAAGGGAGACAACUUGUGGAUGGCGUCUUGACCCUUAAUGAAUUGGUACUUUAUUUGAAAAUGAAAAAGAAGAAGGAACUUUUGUUCAAAGCUGAUUUUGAAAAAGCUUUUGACUCGGUGAAUUGGAACUACUUGGAUUCUAUGCACCUCAAUAUAGGCUUUGGAGAUAAGUGGCGAAGCUGGAUGAAAGAAUGCCUAUCUUCUGCUUCCCUCUCUAUUCUUGUUAAUGGCUUGCAUGCUCUACUUUACGAAGCUGAAAGGAAAAAUCUUCUUGAAGGUGUGGAUAUUAAUGAGAAUUUAUCUAUUUCUCACCUCCAAUUCGCUGAUGACACAGUUCUUAUUGGAGAUGCUUCACUUAAGUCAAUCAGAGCUUUCAAGUUUCUUCUCAUAUGGUUUGAAAUGGUCUCUGGCCUCAAAAUCAACUUUGGCAAAAGCAUCUUAUAUGGAAUUAAUACCGAAGAGAGGGUCUGCCUUGAUAAAUCAAAGGGAAGGCUUAGCAUACCAAACCUUGCACUUAGGAACUCUGCCCUUUUAGGGAAAUGGUGGUGUAAAUUCUAUGAUGAUGAUGAGAAUGGGAAGUUAUGGAAGAAAAUCAUUGUUAGUAAAUACUACGAAGGUGCUCCUAUUGAUUCUAUUACUAAUACUAUCCAUUCAAGAUUGUCUCCCCUUUGGAAAGAUAUCCUAUCUAUUGGCAGAGAUGAUGAAAGAGCUUCUGCCUGUUUCAUUGAUGGUUUUAUUCGAAAGCUGGGUGAUGGUUCAAAAACUAGAUUUUGGAAGGAUGUUUGGCUAGGCAACUCUCCUCUUAUGGCUGAUUUCCCUCGCCUUUUCAACCUCACUCGAAGCAAGGAUCUAUUAGUUGCCGACUUAAAGCAACCCAACACAGAUGGAUGGGCCUUUCAAUGGCGUAGGCCUCCCUUUGGCAGGGAAUUGGACGAGCUUGGGGUGCUGGAAAAUAUUCUGGAAAAGGUGUUCAUCCCAUAUGAUAGAGCUGAUCAAGUUACAUGGAAACACAACCUGGUGGGAUACUCUACAAAACAUGCUUACAGGUUCCUUGAGAUCUCCUCAUCAUGUCUUGACAAAAGCUACUGUAAGAUUAUUUGGAGUCCAUUCACACCAUCCAAAGUCAGUAUUUUUGCUUGGCGCCUCUACUUAAAUCGACUUCCUACCAAGGACAACCUAAUAAUUCGUGGUGUUGACCUGGCUUCCAACCCAAAUUGUUUCCUUUAUGGGGAUUACAUAGAAGACCUCAAUCAUAUCUUUGCCACUUGCCGUUGUUCUCAAAAUGUCUGGAAGUGGGUUUGUUGUUGGUGGGGGGUUCCUUUUAUUCCUACUGCAAAUGCUCCCUUGCUGAUUACCGAGCUUUGUUCACUUAUGGAUGCCAGGAAAUCAUGGAACUGUUGGGCUCUAUCUAUUCUCACCACAGCAUGGACAAUUUGGUACUUCAGAAAUGGUAUUGUGUUCAAUAAACUAAAUUGGGAAGAAAACAACAUUUAUGGUCUAAUUCAAGCUAAAACUUUUUGUUGGAUUAAAGGAAAAUCAAAAUCUGCAGUGUUUAGUUUUGGUGAUUGGUGUCAAUUUCCAAAUCUUUGUGCUGAUGGCAUUUAGACUACAAAAUGUAACUCUUAUCUUCCCAUUUCUUUUGUAAGGGUGAGUACCCCUUGUACCCUUUUUUUUUAAAAUUUUGAUUCAUCAAAAAAAUAAUAAUAAACCGAUAUUUUCUAU
This is a messenger RNA of Rubroshorea leprosula, 2808 nucleotides long. The record is from the annotation of a GenBank genome assembly. Lineage: Eukaryota; Viridiplantae; Streptophyta; Magnoliopsida; Malvales; Dipterocarpaceae.